AUGGCUUUGCCUUGGUAUCGUGUUCAUACCAUUGUAUUGAAUGACCCCGGUCGGUUGCUUUCUGUUCAUAUAAUGCAUACAGCUCUGGUUGCUGGUUGGGCCAGUUCGAUGGCUCUAUAUGAAUUAGCAGUUUUUGAUCCUUCUGAUCCUGUUCUUGAUCCAAUGUGGAGACAGGGUAUGUUUGUUAUACCCUUCAUGACUCGUUUAGGAAUAACCAAUUCAUGGGGCGGUUGGAGUAUCACAGGGGGGAAUGUAACGAAUCCGGGUAUUUGGAGUUACGAAGGUGUAGCGGGAGCACAUAUUGUGUUUUCUGGCUUAUGCUUUUUGGCAGCUAUCUGGCAUUGGGUGUAUUGGGAUCUAGAAAUAUUUUGUGAUGAACGUACAGGAAAACCCUCUUUGGAUUUGCCAAAGAUCUUUGGAAUUCAUUUAUUUAUCUCAGGGGUGGCUUACUUUGGUUUUGGUGCAUUUCAUGUAACAGGCUUGUAUGGUCCCGAAAUAUGGAUAACAUAG
Molecule: messenger RNA, 510 nt
Organism: Solanum dulcamara
Lineage: Eukaryota; Viridiplantae; Streptophyta; Magnoliopsida; Solanales; Solanaceae
Product: photosystem II CP47 reaction center protein
Exons: 2
Coding region: 1-510 (169 amino acids)
Biological process (GO): photosynthetic electron transport chain; photosynthesis, light reaction
Cellular component (GO): photosystem; membrane
Molecular function (GO): chlorophyll binding
Source: RefSeq, a predicted model, not a curated record